Messenger RNA from Cuscuta europaea, 1883 nucleotides. NCBI's taxonomy places the organism in Eukaryota, Viridiplantae, Streptophyta, Magnoliopsida, Solanales, Convolvulaceae. The record is from the annotation of a GenBank genome assembly.
UCUGGACCGGGUUAGUGGCCGUUCCACCGGUUUCCGGGCCAACCUGGUCCAAUCCGGUUUAUUAAACAUAGCUUGGAAAUACAGUGAAGUAAGUUGUUGGAGAUUGGAGAUUAUUCCAGAAAACAUUUGGAACCAGAUAUGGCAGUCACGCAUUUUCCACUUUUCAUUUUAAUUCAUUUAUUUAUUUUCACCAUUUACUCCCCAAUAUUCCAUAGAUAUUGGAAUACCUUUUCAUCCGAUCUUUCACUUCGAUCAUUCUGCUAAAAAUCCCUUUUCUGGCAAAUGAGGGAAUCUGAUUUCGUAAAUGUUAAAUCAUGAGUAAGACAACAAAAUAAUCACAAUUUAUAUGUCAGUAAAUCUAUGCCUAUAUGCUGCGAUGGGCGAAGAACCGAAAAGUGCUCACUAUGAAACCGACUAUGGCUGCGACGGCGAUGGAAAUGAGGAUAGGGUUACGGAGUGGGAAGAAGGCCUUCCGAGCGCGGAUGAUCUUACUCCUCUGUCCCAGGUGUUGAUCCCACCGGAGUUGGCAUCGGCGUUUCGUAUUUCUCCGGAACCGUCCAGGAACACGCUGAACGUCAAUCGCGCGUCGCAGCCAGCAUUUUCCUCGCUCCAGGGAGAUCAGUCUCACACUCUCACUUCUCCGAAAAUUUUCAAUUUCAAUCCGUUGAACGAAGAGAGGAGGAACAGAGAGCGGAUCGUUGCCGACGAUGAUACAGAUCCGAGCCGAGAGGAAUCCGAGCCAAGGAAGACACGGAGGAUAGAGUUUAUUGGAGGAGCGGAGGAGGCCGACUCGCCAGAUCGGAACGAGAAUUGCGGCGACGAAUCGUCGGGCAAGACGGUGAAGAGGCCGAGACUUGUGUGGACGCCGCAACUGCACAAGCGAUUUGUGGACGUGGUGGCGCAUCUCGGGAUAAAAAACGCGGUUCCGAAGACGAUUAUGCAGCUGAUGAACGUGGAGGGGCUGACGCGGGAGAACGUCGCGAGUCAUUUGCAGAAGUACAGGCUGUAUCUGAAGAGGAUGCAAGGAUUAUCGAACGAGGGGCCUUCCUCUUCCGACCAUCUCUUUGCUUCCACGCCUGUUCCACAGAGCUUACACGAAUCCGGUCGCAGCAGCUACGGGAUGCCGCCAGUUCCCAUACAGUUUCAGCCGCCGCCGCAAAUAGUGCAGAUGAUUGCCAUAGCUGCAGCGGUUCAUGGACAGGGGCACAACGGUCAUUACGGAAAUGCAAACGGUGGAAUGUCUAAUAGCUUUCACCAUGAAUGUAAUCUGAUGCCCCAGAGGGAUUGGCUAGGGAACAGAUACGGCACAUAUCACAGUAUUACUCCUGCUGAUGAGUGAAAACUGAAAAGGAUAGAUAUAAGGUUCCUUCGUCUAUGAGCUUUUUAAUCCUUCCCCCUUCAUUAUGAAUUAUGAUAUACCAAGUACAUACUGAAAACGUUUCAGUGCGCUCUAAGCAAAAGAUGUAUAUGAAUAAUAAAUCAACUUAUGCAUUGGUGCUUCCAGGAUAGUCUGUAGCAAUUAGUGCGGGGAGUGAUUUCUGAGUCUGUGUUCUUAUCAUCUUUAAAUGCCAGUAUGCCACCUUCAUGAUGAAUGUAGUGAUGCAACUGAAAUUGCCCAAUUGGACCUUUUUUCCCCAGUGAAAGUUUCAGUUAUGUGUAGGUGAAAAUUAGAGAAAGAUUCUGAAACUGGUGAAUUUAUCUUUAAUUUACUUCAAGUGAAUACAUGAGGGAGAGAUAAUGUAUCGUUUUUUGAAUCCUUCCAUAAAUCUCUCCCUACACUUUAUCAUUAUCAUUGUUGUAUUUGACAGAAAAGAUUUUGGGAAGGAUUGAAAAGGAAUGUGGAUAAAGAAUAAGUUUGAGAGCAUAAGUAAAUAUUUUGAGAA